AAGGGAAGGCAACCAAUAAAAGUUUUGUUGUGAAACAGGUUUCCCAAUGCACAGCUAAAGCCCACUGGGAAACUCUGGAAGCCAGUGUAAAAUACGCUCCUUACUAUUGUUUCACCGAGGGAUGAGGAAGCUGAGUUGUUUAUACAUGGAGUCCCCUCACUGAUUCUUUGAGUACUGUAACUGUGGGGAAUUCAUUCCCCACGAUUUCUGGCAGGGAAGAAAAGCUCAUAUGCAGAGUAUGUAACAAUUCUGAUAAGGGUACAUUUCUGCCAUCUUGAGUGUGGAAGAGAUCUGAUAUAAUCAAGUGGACAGUUGGUUUUCCUGAAGGAUAUUAUCAUAUCAAGGGUUCAGCAUAAGUCUCUGUUUUGAAAGAUCCGAUAUUCAGCAAUGGCAGUAGCUAAAUCAGCUUGGUGGGAGAAUGCCUGCAAAGCCUCCCAUCUUUACUACCGUAACUAAUCUCUUGAUGGCCCAUUGGGCAACUCUAACAGGCAAAAGACUGAGAUUGGCUCAUAUCUAUUGGAUGAAUCGUUCUAUCUACCUGGUAGUUGAGCCUCCUGAGUAGUGGAUGAUCUCCUAUGAUCAUGACUUGAGACAUAAAGAUCUGCACAGUUUGCACCCACUUCCAUAGGUUGAUUCACAUAUUUCUUACCUAGAACUCUUUGUCUCCAGUUUUCCAGUCUUGCUUCCUCUAGCUCCCUGACCAACCACCCAAAUCAUUUGCUGCUGCUCAGGAAUCUCUGUAUAUCUUUACAUCAUUCCCUCCUCCUGCCCCUCAUCCAGCUGAUGACAAGAAGUACUGCCAGAGCUCUGCCGUUUGGAAGGAUUACCCAUCACCACUUUCUUGCUGGACUGUCACUGUUUGGGGACGUCGUGCAGCAACCGUUCAUUGCGGUUUGCAACAACAUAUUGAGCUGACAAACCAAGAACCAGGCCCAAGUUUUUUUCCCUCUGUCUCUAUCAGCUUGACAUAGGAGAACCCAUAUGAGACCACAGGUGUGAGAUCUGCCAUUACACCAAAUACAGUCAUUUUAGAGGAGCCAAAAUAGAAGACAUUUGCCAUGUUUAAUAACCGCGAGUUCUAUUCUAAGGCCUACACAACAGUAACGAUGGGAUUAAGACAACAUACAGUGUUUUUAAAGAAAAUGACACAGUUUAUUUUGCAAGAAAUGCCAAAAGCUCGGUAUUCCAGUUUAUUAAAUGAUUUUGUUGAAUCUAAUUAUUUUGUGAUCGAUGGAGAUUCGUUGCUUGUCACAUGCCUAGGUGACAAAUCGUUCAAGCGAGGGCAGGAUCUCCACUUCUUCUAUCUGGUUGAAUGCUAUCUUGUGGACUUGAUGAGGAAUGGAGCACAGUUUGGUAUCAUUUUCUUCGAGGAUGCUGAAUGUGCCUAUUUUCCUUUUCCUGAACUUCUUCCACUGAGAACUGCUUUAAUUCUCCACCUUCAACACAAUACUAACAUAGAUGUUCAAACCGAGAUUUCUGGAUGCUUAUCACUAGAGUGGGAACUUUUCUUGGAAGAGCGUCACCCGUAUUUCUUGAUAGUUUCGGAUGAAGGCCUGAAUGAUCUACAAACACACCUUUUUAACUUUUUAAUUAUACACUCCUGGGGAAUGGGAGUCCAUGUUGUGCUCUCGUCGGGGCAAGAAUCUGAUAGUCUCAAACUUUAUGCGUACAUUAUGCAGAGCACGAAGAGAAACCAAAAGUUUUCUAAGGAGAAUCAAAUGAUGAGUCAGAGUGCUUAUAAAAGCCUUAUACAACACUUGGAAGAAGACAAAAUUUUAGCAUUAACAUCUCACUUUGGACAUUUAAGAUGGGAAGAUAUGGUAGAAGAGCAGGCACAUGAGACUAUCUUUCUGCUCAGGCAACUCUGGCCACAAGGCUCUGAUAUCCGGAGUGUUCUCUGUGUUACUUUAUGUUCAUUGUCCUUGGGAAGGUACCAUUGCUUCUUAGAAAACAAAAAGAAGAGAGCCUCCGAUCAGGAAACUAGUGUUCGUCAGGUGGACACUGAUUGCUCAGCGCUGCAGGAGGUGGAAGAUCUGUGUAGACUACACUGCCUCAGCAUAGCUUUUCUGCUCCGCUUACCUCUAUCUCAAAGAGCUCAGACCCGAGUCAUCACUUCCCAUUGGAUUCAGAAUAUUCAGACUUUCUUAAAAAUGAAAAAAUGGUGUGAAUACUUUAUUCUAAGAAAUAUAAGCAAAUUUGGAUCUUGGAAUCUGAAUCUAAAGCAUCUUUCUGACCUAAACGAUGAGCAUUUGUUAAAGAAUAUUGCCUUUUUCUACGAAACGGAAAAUGUUCAAGAGAUAUAUUUGAAUUUGGGAGAUUUCAUUAAGAGAGAUUAUGAACACUUGUGGAAUUCUGUGUCCCACCUGGUUAAAGAAUUUAAUGUUGGAAAGCCUUUUCCUUUGAGAACAACAGCAGGAUAUUUUCUUGGAAAGACAUCAUCACCAAUUCAAGAAAUCUCCUCGGAAAACAUGUCUAAUUUGGGUUUUAUUCCAAUGACAUCUGCUAUAAUUGAUAUGUUUCUUGGAGACACGCUGAAGGAUUUGCCUUUUCUAAAGAGUGAUGAUCCAGUUGUUACUUCACUAGAUAAACCAAAGAAAUCUGUUGUACGUUUUCGCUUGCGUACUCACACGACCCUUAGCGAUGACUAUGACAUGACCAAGUGUCACUUUGAUGAAAAAUCUACAGACAGUCAUUAUGUUAAUCACCAGCAGAAGAAAAUGGCUUAUCAGCGAUUUUAUGGGAAAUCAUUAGAAUCUGUCUCUGCAAAAGUCAUUGUAACUCAAACUUCCCAUCCAGAGGAAGAGUCCAGUAGAAAGAAAACGUCACAUGAUACCAAACCCAAAAAACUUACCAAAAAGCAAACCAGGAGGCUAAUGUGCCAAGAACAGAAAGAAGAAGAACUACGGAAUGAUCUAGUAUCUUCUAUUCACAAAGAGAUGAGAGAGAAUUUAAAUUCUGGAAUAAAGAAAUUAGAGGAUUGUUUGAAGUCAUGUUCAAGGAUUCCAGAGAAAUUGGAACUUGAAAUGGUAGGAUUGACCGUCUGCUUUGAAACAUGGAAAGAACACUGCCGAGGUGAAGGCAAGAUUUCAAAAGAUCUAAGUAUAGCUGUUCAUAUGAUGGAAAGGAUCUAUUCACUCCUGCAAAGAUACGAAGGAUUUUUAUUAAAGCAAGAUUAUGAAUUUAUAGCCAAAUGCCUUAAAUAUUUAGGUUUUAAUGAUAUGGCAAACUCUUUAGAUCCAACUCUGCAGAUGACAGACAAGAAAAAGAAGAAAAAGGAUAAAUAUUCAAUUGACAUUGGACCAGCUAGAUUUCAACUCCAAUACACAGGCCAUUGUUUGAUGAGAGAUGAGAGAGAAGAUCUAGAUCCCAGGGUCCAGGAGUUUAUUCCAGACGCAUGGCAGCGAGAGCUCCUGGAUGUUGUGGAUAAUAAUGAGUCAGCAGUGGUUGUUGCCCCAACGUCCUCAGGCAAAACCUAUGCUUCUUACUACUGCAUGGAGAAGGUGCUGAAGGAGAGCGAUGACGGUGUGGUUGUGUAUGUGGCACCAACAAAGGCUCUUGUUGGUCAAGUGGCAGCAACUGUUCAGAACCGUUUUACUAAAACGUUGCCGAACGAUACAGCUUUAUGUGGUGUUUACACGCCGGAUUACCGUUGCGAUGCACUAAACUGUCAGGUACUUGUUACGGUGCCUGCGUGUUUUGAAAUUCUGCUGCUUGCUCCUCAUCGCCAAUAUUGGGUAGAAAGGAUCAGAUAUGUUAUAUUUGAUGAGGUCCAUUGUCUUGGUGGAGAAAUUGGAGGAAAAUAUUGGGAGCGCAUCCUUGUCAUGAUUCAAUGUCCAUUUCUGGUCCUUUCAGCUACCAUAAGCAACCCUGCACAUCUCACUGAGUGGCUAAAAUCAGUAAAACAGUACUGGAAACAGGCAGACAAGAUUAUGGAAGAAGAGUUUAUUUCUAAAAAAAAGUCUGGCCAACGUUCCAACUCUCUCAAAGAUAAUUUGUGUAUAAAUCAAUCAUAUGAAGUUAGACUUGUGAUCUAUGGAGAGAGAUACAAUGAUUUAGAAAAGCAUGUAUGUUCAGUAAAACAUGAUGAUGUCUCUUUUGAUCAUUAUCAUCCAUGCGCCGCAGUGACGACAGAUUAUAUUGAAAAAUACGGAUUUCCUUGUGAUCUUACCCUCUCACCUCGAGAAAGCAUCCAACUUUAUGACGUCAUGGUUCAAGUCUGGAACACCUGGCCCAGAGCUCAGGAAUUGGAUCCAGAGAAAUUCAGUCUUUUUAAGAAUAAAGCGUUCAUUAAAAAAUUGGAUGCUAGAAAAUAUGAAGAAAUUCUAAAGGCAGAAUUAACAAGCUGGGUGAAAAAUGGCAAUAUAAGAAAGGCCGAAAGAGUACUGGAGAAUCUCAGCCCUGAAUCAGUAUCUGAUUCAAAAGAUAUGGUAAAAAUGUUUCCCCUUCUUGUUGAGAAGCUAAGAAAAUUGAAUAAGUUACCUGCAAUAGUUUUUGGUUUUAGGAAUGGUGAUUUGGAAGCAAUUGCUGGAAGUUUGUGCACUUUUCUGGAAGAGAAGCCAGAGAGUAAAAGCCCUCUCAGAACUGACGAGUGUCAUAGCUAUGAUGCUGACAUAGCUAAAUGCCUUAAAAAGGAGAAAGAAAUCAACGCGAAACAAAAUAAAAUCAAAGCAAAUGAUCAGCAAAAGGCUAGAAAAUUGGAAAGGAAGCUAACGUAUACAGCUGAGCAUAUUCAUUUCCUGAAGAAUUUGAAGAAGAUUCAGGAAGUUCCUCAGGACUGCACCUACGGUGAUGUGAAUGCGCUGGACACCAAGUCUUUGAAAGCAGUGUUUGAACAAGUAGAAUCAACGAGAAAUGGCAAGAAGUUGAAGACUUUGGCACAAAGGGGUAUUGGAUUUCAUCACAACUCCAUGUAUUUUAAAGAAAAAGAGUUUGUGGAGAUACUCUUUGCGAAAGGGUUUAUCAAGGUGGUGACAGCUACUGGAACUCUUGCCUUAGGAAUCCAUAUGCCCUGUAAAUCUGUUGUUUUUGUUCAAGACUCAGUCUACCUGGAUGGUUUAAAUUACAGACAGAUGUCUGGACGUGCUGGAAGACGAGGUCAAGACCUGCUGGGAGAUGUGUAUUUCUUUGGUAUUCCACUGCCCAAAAUAGAAAGACUCAUGACAUCCAACGUUCCUGAGCUCAGAGGACAGUUCCCACUCAGCACAACCCUGGUCCUGAGACUUAUGCUGUUGGCUUCCAAGACAGAUAAUGCCAAUGCAAAGGUGCUGUCAGUGCUGAAGCAUUCACUGUUGUCCUACAAGCAACCUAAAGUCACGAAGAUGUUGAAACUUUACUUCUUGUUUUCUUUGCAAUUCCUGGUGAAAGAGGGCUAUUUAAAUCAAAAAGGUAAACCGAUGAGGUUUGCAAGACUCGUAGCACGUUUGUGUGGCCAUGAACCGUCUAAUUUUAUCUUUGUGAGUUUUCUUGAGAGAGGUCUUUUCCAUAAACUCUGUCAGCCAACCAGGAGAGGAUUUCCUCAGAAUGUGGUGGAGACUCUGAUGUUAGUAUUGGCCAAUUUGUUUGGAAGAAAAUAUAUUCCAGUGAAAUCUCAAGAUGCUAAUUUCAGAUUUACUCAAUCAGAGGUGAUCCUUGACGAACUCCCGGAGGAUUUUAAAGCUGCUUUACAGGAGUAUAAUUUGAAAGUGGCAAAGGACUUUGCUUCCUUCCUACUGAUUUCUUCCAAGCUGGUGAACGUGAGAAACGAAUGUCGGCUCCCGUUGUCAAGAAUCAAAUUCACAGGUGAAGAAUAUGAAGACUCCCAACUGGUGUCUAACUUGAUGAACUGCAAGGAAGGAAGAGUGGCCAUUUCACCAUUUGCUUGUCUGUCUGGGAAUACAGAUGGCAAUUUGCUUCAGCCAGAGAUUGUCAACCAUGUCGUUCUGCGCACAGUCGGUUCCAGUGUCAUGCAGGCUCCUGUGCUGUGGUCACAGAAGAUUGAUAACCAAGGAAGAAGAAUGCCACUUAGUGCUUAUGCACUUGACUUCUAUAAGCAUGGCUCCUUGACAGAAUUAACACGAGAUACUGGGAUGUCUCCUGGAGAACUUUUAAGACUUCUAAAAGAUUUUGCAUUCUACAUCAAAACUAUCAGUUAUUCUUUGAGUGAACUAUGUGAAAAUAAGGAUGACAAUGUUGUCUUGGCAUUUAGACAACUGAGUCAAAUCUUCUAUGAAAAACUUCAAAAAGUCCAAAACUGAAAUGCAUCCACAUCCUUGGAAUAUUGCUGCAAGAGUGUUUCAAGUCCGAUUAUGUGGUUUUCAUCCCUUUGCCAGAAAUGCAUUUGAGCCGAUGCAAUGAAAUGGAAAGAAGAAUCGUCUUGGAGUCAAAUAGAAUUGGACUCAGAUACUAACUCUGCCAUGUCUUAGCUGGAUGACCUUAGUUUCCUUUCAGUAAAGUGAGAGUGGAAAUACAUACCUCUGGUUGUUUUAAGGAUUAAGUGAAGUAAUGCAUGAAAAGGCACUGGAAUAAAGCACUGACUAUUUUUUUGUCGCUAAAGUUAAUGCAAAGCAGAAUUUUAAUUUCACAUUGUCAAGUUUUUGAGUAUGUUUCUAACCUAUUGAUCUUUCCAUGAGUGAUCCAUAAAACAAAAAGGACCAAAUUAAUUUCAAGCAAUAAAUUAGUUGUGUAAAAAGAACUUCUGAGACUACAAGACAGCCACGUAGAAGAGUUACAAACUACUCUCCUAAUGAUAGAACAUACUGAUUCAACAACUUUUUAAAAAUAGCUGUGAGAGAUUUUGAGUCUCCCGCACUUUGUUUUUCCCAAAUGAUCAACAGUACAUUUUUCUAUUUCCUGGCAGUGAUUAAGGAUGAUGAUAUAUGCAACUGAAGGAGUCCCUGGGAAGUACAAACAAUUAAUGCACUCAGCUGCUAACUGAAAGGUUGUAGGUUUGAGUCCACCCAGAGGCGCCUUGGAAGAAAGGCCUCACGACCUACUUCAGAAAAAUCA
Molecule: messenger RNA, 6984 nt
Organism: Trichechus manatus latirostris (Florida manatee)
Lineage: Eukaryota; Metazoa; Chordata; Mammalia; Sirenia; Trichechidae
Gene: DDX60L
Product: DExD/H-box 60 like
Exons: 38
Coding region: 1059-6233 (1724 amino acids)
Biological process (GO): defense response to virus
Cellular component (GO): cytoplasm
Molecular function (GO): double-stranded RNA binding; single-stranded RNA binding; ATP binding
Source: RefSeq, a predicted model, not a curated record